GUAACUUACAGAUAGCACUUUCUAAAUUAUAAAAUUAUACAAAUGUUAUGUACAGUAUUGUGUAUCUAACGCUAUACCAUCUUGGCUCAUCAGCUAGGGUGAAGCUUUCCGGCUACUAGUACCAUGUAAAGUUCACGAUAGGCUGAUAAGUUAAUAAUCUUUUCGCCUUAGCUAUUGCCUAUCAGUCUAUCUUUUUGCACAGUAGAUACUAUGGCUGAGAGAGAAGGAGCAAACAGCAUAAGCCGACUUCGCUUACAUUAGGAAAUUCUAAAAUUUUAUUUUGAAAUAAUUUUGCUUUCAUCAAUCGUUCUCGUACUGGUACCGGAUACGAUCUUUGUUAAAGACGGAGCCAGUGACGUCUUACCUACCUACCUAGGGUAUCUACCACGAUAAUCCCGAGACCAAUCUUUCAUCUUCACGACACGCCAAUUGACCAUAAUUGGUUGACCACUCGACAAUGUUUCUACCUGCCCUUCGAGGCACCUCGCGUGCGCUUCGCUCAUUUUCAAGAAUCUCGACACCUGCCACAGCUCAAUAUAUAACAAGAAGAGCACAAUCUACCGUCGUAGAUGUUCAACAGCAACUACUAUCCGCCCAUCUACAUGAAGCUGAUCCAGCCGUGUUCGAUAUUAUCGAGAAGGAGAAAGACCGACAAAAACACUUCAUCAACCUGAUCCCCUCCGAAAACUUCACAUCGCAAGCUGUCCUAGAUGCGCUAGGCAGUGUAAUGCAAAACAAGUACUCAGAAGGCUAUCCUGGAGCAAGAUACUAUGCUGGCAACGAGUUCAUCGACCAAUCUGAGAGGCUCUGCCAACAAAGAGCCCUCGAGACGUUUGGCUUAAACGAGAAGGAAUGGGGUGUCAAUGUUCAGCCGCUCUCCGGAGCCCCCGCAAACCUCUAUGUCUACUCUGCCCUGAUGGAUACCCACGACCGACUCAUGGGCUUGGAUCUCCCCCAUGGUGGCCACCUCUCCCACGGUUAUCAAAUACCCAACAAAAAGAUCUCGGCGGUCUCCAAGUACUUCGAAACCGUCCCAUACCGAUUGAACGAAGAGACGGGCCUAAUUGACUACGAGAAACUUGAUGAGCUAGCUCAGAUCUAUCGACCAAAGAUUAUUGUUGCUGGCGCCAGUGCCUACGGCAGGUUUAUUGACUACAAGUCGAUGAAAGAUACGUGUGAGAAGGUAAACGCAUACUUGGUCGCCGAUAUUGCGCACAUAUCAGGAAUGGUCGCAGCCAAGGUUAUUCCUAACCCAUUCAGCUUCGCUGAUAUCGUAACGACAACGAGCCACAAGAGUCUACGCGGUCCCCGAGGCGCCAUGAUCUUCUACCGAAAAGGUGUGAGAAAAGUAAACCCCAAGACGAAAGAGGAGAUAAUGUACAACCUGGAAAACCCCAUAAACAGCUCGGUAUUCCCGGGCCACCAAGGCGGCCCUCAUAAUCACACUAUCACUGCACUUGCUGUAGCAUUGAAGCAGGCACAGACACCUGAGUUCCGAGCUUACCAAGAACGGGUCCUGGCGAAUGCGCAGGCCCUCGCGGAUCGCCUAGGCAAACCCAAGAGCAGUGGUGGCCUCGGAUACACCCUCGUUAGCGGUGGUACAGACAACCAUUUAGUCCUCGUCGAUUUGAAACCUCAGGGCGUGGACGGCGCUCGAGUCGAGCGUAUCCUGGAGUUGGUCGGUGUGGCUAGCAAUAAGAAUACCGUACCCGGAGACAAGUCAGCAAUGAUACCUGGUGGUCUACGCAUAGGCACACCGGCGAUGACAACGCGCGGUUUCAGCAAGAAUGACUUUGUCCGAGUAGCCGACAUUAUUGACCGCACGGUAACGAUCGCAGCACGGGUCGAUAAAGCGGCGCGCAAGGCGGCCGAGGAUAAGGGCGAAAAGUACAAGCUUAAGUUCUUCUUCAAUUAUCUUGGCACUGGCGAGGAAGACUCGGAGAUUGUGCGUCUGCGCGCAGAGGUCUCUGACUGGGUGGGAACGUACCCGUUACCCUGGGAUGAGAAGCAAUGACGUCGAGGUGCAUAGCUGAGAAUGUAGUCAUGACGGCUCAACACUCCCGUACAAGA
This is a messenger RNA of Hypoxylon fragiforme, 2070 nucleotides long. Its product is annotated as serine hydroxymethyltransferase. The record is from RefSeq and is a predicted model, not a curated record. Bases 458 to 2014 code for a protein of 518 amino acids. The transcript is spliced from 5 exons. Gene Ontology annotation, biological process: folic acid metabolic process; tetrahydrofolate interconversion; L-serine catabolic process. Gene Ontology annotation, molecular function: serine binding; pyridoxal phosphate binding; zinc ion binding. Gene Ontology annotation, cellular component: cytoplasm. Lineage: Eukaryota; Fungi; Ascomycota; Sordariomycetes; Xylariales; Hypoxylaceae.